AUGCUCUUGGAGAACGCGCUGGAAGGAAAAUCUCGGUGCAGAGUCAUUUUUACCAGCGAGGAGGCAGCUAGUCCAUCCCCGCCGCCCGAUGUGGCUGCGACCUCCAUCGCUCUCCCGGACACGCAACGGGAUGGAAAUGCCGGGAGCGGGGCUCAGCCUGGCUCCAGACGCCUCGGGGAGGAAAACACAACGAACAACUCCACGGGCCAGUCGCGGGCCGUCAUCGCGGCGGCUGCCCGGCGGCGCGACAACAGCCACAACGAGUAUUACUACGAGGAGGCAGAGCACGAGCGCAGGGUGCGGAAACGCCGCGCCAGGCUGGUGGUGGCGGUGGAAGAAGCCUUCACCCACAUCAAGCGGCUGCAGGAGGAGGAUCAGAAGAACCCCCGGGAGAUCAUGGACCCGCGGGAGGCGGCUCAGGCCAUCUUUGCCUCCAUGGCCCGGGCCAUGCAGAAGUACCUGCGCACCACCAAGCAGCAGCCCUACCACACCAUGGAGAGCAUCCUGCAGCACCUCGAGUUCUGCAUCACCCACGACAUGACGCCCAAGGCGUUCCUUGAGCGGUACCUGACAGCUGGGCCCACCAUCCAGUACCACAAGGACCGCUGGCUGGCCAAGCAGUGGACGCUGGUCAGCGAGGAGCCGGUGACCAACGGCCUGAAAGAUGGGGUGGUCUUUGUGCUGAAGCGCCAGGACUUCAGCCUGGUGGUGAGCACCAAGAAGAUCCCUUUCUUCAAGCUCUCGGAGGAGUUCGUGGACCCCAAGUCGCACAAGUUCGUCAUGAGGCUGCAGUCAGAGACCUCCGUGUGAGCUGAAGAGGGAUGGAGAGGGGUCGGGGAGGGGGGGAAGACCCUCUCUGCACCCCUCCGUCUCGUCCUCCCCGUCUCCGCCGGGGCUCAGGGAGGCCACGGCUCGAGGGCAGAACUGUGGCGGGCGCCGGGAAGCAGCACCCAUGCCCGGCUCCAUCACCUACCUGUGACCACUCGCCCUCCGCCUCGGCUUGGCCCCCGUUGGGGUGGGCUGAGCCCCUUCCUCCUCCUCUUACUCCUCCUCCUCCUCCUCCUCCUCCCGGAAACCCAGGUCCUUGUAGCAUCCCCCCAGAAGGCACAGCCGGCGGCAGGGCCAGGAAGGAGACGGCGUUUCGGUGCCAUAACUCAAGGGCUAAUUUAACUCUCCACGUUCUUCACCAGCGUCGUCAAGCACCAUCAGGUCCCAAGGACCUUCUGCUCUUGCUCGCUUUCUACCUGGCCGCUGUCCUGGCUCGGACCUUAAACCACCACCUGCCAUCUGGGGCUGGUUUUUAAUCUUAAGAGAUUUUGGGGAGGGGGGUGGGAAUAUUUUGCAAACACCUCGGUGAUCAGUGGCUGCU
Athene cunicularia (burrowing owl) is the source of this 1369-nucleotide messenger RNA. It is a transcript of the gene VANGL2, whose product is annotated as VANGL planar cell polarity protein 2. The coding region runs from base 1 to 810 and encodes 269 amino acids. Lineage: Eukaryota; Metazoa; Chordata; Aves; Strigiformes; Strigidae. The record is from RefSeq and is a predicted model, not a curated record. The transcript is spliced from 6 exons. Gene Ontology annotation, cellular component: plasma membrane. Gene Ontology annotation, biological process: establishment of planar polarity; Wnt signaling pathway, planar cell polarity pathway; multicellular organism development.